This is a messenger RNA of Pogona vitticeps (central bearded dragon), 5808 nucleotides long. It is a transcript of the gene MRTFA, whose product is annotated as myocardin related transcription factor A. NCBI's taxonomy places the organism in Eukaryota, Metazoa, Chordata, Lepidosauria, Squamata, Agamidae. Gene Ontology annotation, molecular function: transcription coactivator activity. Gene Ontology annotation, cellular component: nucleus. Gene Ontology annotation, biological process: smooth muscle cell differentiation; positive regulation of transcription by RNA polymerase II. The record is from RefSeq and is a predicted model, not a curated record.
GAAUAUUAUCCCAGCAUGUUGGACAAAACCAAAACUCUGCAGCCCACUUAUAGUGGGAUUGUGCCAUUUGCAGAGGUUGUUUUGAAAGAUGGAAAGAGCAUAGGCUUGGGUCAGGAUUCUUACCACAGUUUGCGAGAAGUGCUACAGUUGAAGCUCCAGCAGCGCCGAACACGUGAGGAGCUGGUUAGUCAAGGGAUCAUGCCUCCUCUGAAAAGCCCAGCUGCAUUUCAUGAACAGAGAAGGAGUUUAGAACGGGCCAGGACGGAGGACUACCUGAAACGAAAGAUCCGCUCCCGGCCAGAGAGAUCAGAGUUGGUGAGGAUGCACAUUUUAGAAGAGACCUCUGCUGAACCUUCCCUUCAGGCUAAGCAGCUGAAGUUGAAGCGGGCCAGACUGGCUGAUGAUCUGAAUGAGAAGAUUGCCCAAAGACCAGGUCCCAUGGAGUUGGUAGAGAAGAACAUUUUGCCUGUUGAAUCCAGCCUGAAGGAAGCGAUAAUUGUAGGUCAAGUGAACUACCCGAAAGUAGCUGCAGAUAAUUCCUCCUUUGAUGAGGAUAGUAGUGAUGCCCUUUCUCCAGAACAGCCAGCAAGCCAUGAAUCCCAGGGAUCUGUGCCAUCUCCAAUGGAAGCACGUGUUGUUGAAUCCCUUCCCACCUCCACAGUGGCAUCCCCUCCUCAGGUGGUGUGUCAGUUACAAAUCAGUGCAGACUCCAGUGAGACGCCCUUCCUGCCUGAACAGCCUCCAGCUGCCCUGCUACCCCCACCACCUCCGGUGCCUCCUAAUCUCACCAAUGGAAUUGCUACUCCUGCAGCCAAACCACUUCCAACUCUUAUAAAGCAAAGCCAGCCCAAGACCUCAUGCGAAAAGUCCCAGCGGAGCAAAAAAUCUAAGGAACCGAAACCGAAAGUCAAGAAGCUGAAAUACCACCAGUAUAUCCCACCGGACCAAAAGCAGGACAAAGGGGCUCCUCCCAUGGAUUCCUCUUACGCCAAAAUCCUACAACAACAGCAACUCUUCUUGCAACUCCAGAUCCUGAAUCAGCAGCAGCAGCAGCACUACAACUAUCAGACCAUCCUCCCUGCUCCACCAAAGCCCCCAGGAGAGCAGCAGAAUGGAAGCAGUGCCCCACCUGUGCGGAGUCUCUCCAAUGCUGUCAGCAACACCUCUUCUGUUUCCUCUAGUUCUAAUGGGUUGAUGCGACAAAAUAGCAAUGCUCCAAUGGGCAAGCCAGGAGUUCUCCCUGCAAAUCUUGACGACAUGAAGGUGGCAGAGUUGAAGCAAGAAUUGAAGUUGAGGGCACUGCCGGUGUCCGGUGCUAAGCCAGAUCUAAUUGAGAGGCUCAAGGCUUAUCAAGAGCAGAACGGCAUGGCUGGCCGGGCAGCUGGCGCUCCAAAGCCCAAUACAGCAAUUCUCCCAAAGUCUUCGGAAGUGGUAGUUGCUUUCCCAGCUGCCAGGCUGAGUACAGGGCCUGCACUCGUCAGCACAGGCAUUACUUCGGCAGAGGUGGUUGUGGCAACAGUCACCGGCAAUGGUGUGAUGAAAUUUGGAAGCACAGGCUCAACUCCUCCUGUCUCCCCCAGCCCCUCUGAGCGUUCGCUGAUGAGUGCUGUGGAUGAGAAUUCGACCAGCGGAGACGCUUUUGGGGAGAUGGUGACCUCUCCUCUGACUCAGCUCACCCUGCAAACUUCACCUGUACAGUUUUUGGUGAAGGAAGAGAGCUCCAAAGGCAGCCCGUGCAGCACAAAUCAAGGUGUGAGAGCAGAACCCUCUCUCAGCAGCAGCGGUGGGGGCAAGCAAGACAUGGAGGUGCAGAAUAAAGACCAGAUGUUGCAGGAGAAAGAUAAGCAGAUUGAGGAGCUCACACGGAUGCUGAAGCAAAAGCAGCAGCUGGUGGAGAUGCUGAAGCUGCAGCUGGAAAGGCAAAAGCAGUCGCAGCAGCCACUCUCAGCCACAGCGGUUGGCGAGGAGGGACCCCCUUCAGUUCCAGAGCCACCUGCAUUUUGCACCCACAUUAAGAGUGAAAAGGGCGUUGUGAGUUGCCAAUUUUCAGGGCAGCCCAGCUGCCACACAGACCAAUUAAAAACCACACAGACCACUAGCCAAAUGGACACCUCAGAAGCAAGCUCAGUGCCAAAGAAAGCAGUGAUGGUGAAGCAGGAGGUGCCAGCUGUGGAGAAUGAGCCAUCCUGCCAGACCUCAAAUUUUUUCCUUGGCCAGCAAGCUGGAGGCUUCAGUGACCUCAUCAAAGGAACACCUCCCCCUACCCUCAUCACCGAUUCUACUGGCACACACAUAGUCCUCACAGUGACCAAUCAGAGUACAGAGAGGCAGGGCCUCUCACCUCAGGAAAAAAUGGGGAGCGGUUUGUUGUCAUUGAGGAGAAUGUCAUCUCCACCUGUAAAAGCACCUAUCCAUCAACCCGGAAGCAGCUCCCAGCAACUUCAGCAAUCCCAGUCACCAAGCGAGCCCAUCAAGAAGGGUCAGAAGCUAGGUCUGCAGACGAUCAGUGGGCAGCUCCCUCAAACGGCCUUGUCUUUUUCUGCACCUCCCAACUUGCAGGCCUUCUUCCUGAAUGGCUUUCACAAAGGACCCCUGAAAACCAGUGUUCCUAGCAAAAUUGGGCAGUCCAAUAUGCCGAAAAAGCUUCUCUCACAGCCAAGUUCCCCAGCAACUCCAUCUCCAUCCCAAGUAGACCUUGAGCAGCAGAACCUAUCCUUCUUUGGUAUUCCUCCACCUCUGCCCCUCCCUGCCACCUCCGUGUUGAUGAAAAGACCACCAGGUUAUGAAGAGGCUGUGAAACAACCGCCAAAGCCCCCAGAGGAGAAUGGCUGUUCAAGUCAGCAGAUGGAUGAUCUGUUUGACAUUUUAAUUGAACAUGGAGAGAUUUCAGCUCAGUUCAAGGAGCCAUCUUCCCCUGCAAGAAAAGACACAGCAAUGUCUCCAGGAUGCCCGUCUCCGUCCAGUAGCCACCAUUCCUCAGAUCUGCCCCUGCAAGUGGGCCACCCAAGCUCUAUUAAUCUCACCCCAGCAGGCAGGCUGGAAGACUUCUUGGAAAGCAGCACUGGCCUUCCCUUGCUGACAACUGGCCCUGAUGGACCUGAGCCUCUGUCCCUCAUUGACCUCUACAGUGAGAUGCUAAGCAGUUCAGCAAUCCUGGACCAUCCAUCUUCACCUAUGGACACAUCAGAAUUGCACUUUGCCCCUGAACCUACUGAGGGACCAAGUUUGGACCUGGUAGAGAAUAAUUUAGACAGUAUGGAUUGGUUGGAACUGUCUGGAGGACCAGUGAUGAGCCUCACUCCCCUCAGUACUGCAACACCUAGCCUCUUCUCCACAGAUUUCCUUGAUGGACAUGAUCUGCAGCUGCACUGGGAUUCUUGUUUAUAGCUCUCUGAGCAUGUAGACUGAAGGAGAGCAGUAUAACUGGGUUUAAUAUGUGGUUGGGAGCUUCAGUGAAAGUUACAUCUAAAGACACCCUGCCAUCAUACUUUUGACCAGCUUUUGUGAAUCUAGAGCCAAGGGCAAGCACCAGUGAUGUAUUUAGAAGAUUCAGCCUCAGGCAAGCUGUCACCUUUCUCACAGCCAGGAGUAGGAUGAGACACGGUCCUUUCUUUAAAUAUUCAGGGGACACACUAAGGUGGGAGUGAGUUUCUGGAGAGUUUCACGCCUCUUUUGCGUGAGUUGGCAUUCUGCCUGGGGGCUUAGUUAAAGGCUAAGAAUCCUGAACAGUUCAGGAGGACUCACUAGAGAACACAGGACAUUCUACUCAACUUGAGGCUGCCUAGUUAGGAAGCCUUUGUUAAAAACUUCAAAGAAAACAAAUUUGGCCACGUCAAGAGGGUUUUUUCCUUUAGUUUUGGCUAUGGGCUCUGUUUCUGAGAAAAGGCAAUGGAGGACAACUGCAGAACCAUGGAUGAAUCAGAAUGAGUACAGAGCUGAGGCACCAAAUAACCUCAGUUCCACACUUAGGCAUCCUUCUCCCAGAACUUCCCUGCUAUAACAUCAUAGUAUAGGUGCUUUCUGCCAAGUAAGAAAUCCAAACUCGUGCCAGUGCGUAAACAAUAGCCAUCUUUCCUUGACCUGCUCCCAGUUCCUGCACAUAGUCCUUGCUUCUGGCUUGACCCAGCUAAAAAUAAAACAGGUGACUGAAUUCCCUGGUUGUGGUAUUUCACUUGGGUGAAUUUUUUCCCUGAGCACUAAAUUGGCUGUGAGUCAAGAAUGACGUGUGCAACUUCUUCUAAUUGCUGUACUGCCUUCUCUUUUAUAGCCCUGCCUCUGAAAGCUGGUUGGCUAGAACCUGUGGUUUUUGAAGAGAGGGUGUUCUGGAAGGUUUUGGCCUUUUGGUGCAGAACGGCCACCUGGGCUGCACUAUGAUGCUGUACCUAGCACUUGUUAGUUGAUGGGAGCUUCCACUAUUCUGAAGCCUGGCAUUAUGGGGACGUCUGGUCUCAGUGUAGGUCACUGCACAAAAGGGGUUAUAACUUCUUUAUGGAGUGCUCAACUUAUGACUAACUUAAAAAAGAAACCAUUUUAAUCAAAAAGGGCCUUGGAAAAUAUGAGCACCAGUUUUUUCUGGAGGAAGAAACCUUAGCUGCUUGCUAAGGAGCUGUAUGUUUCAUUGCACAGAGGAAAUAUCUUGUAGCCAUCAUCCCUGCUGCUGGGAAGAGUGGUUCUGAACCACAGUCUUGCCUCUUGAUACUUGGUUUCAUUUAUAGCUGGUAAAAUAUCUGUAUAUAGUGCUGUAAAACUGUUUUGUUUAGAAAGCAAAUAAAGUUAUCCCACCUAUUUAGAAGGUGAUAUUUCUUUUUAGCUCCUCCCCCUCUGAGAUAAACCAUUGGGGAGCUGCUUUUUUAGCCUGUGGUUUGGUGCAGAAGAGGACUUGAUCCCUGCACUGCCCUUUUAGCCUUAUUGCACAUGUCACUCUAAUGAAUUUAUACUCCCAUUAGUCUUUCCUUCUCUCUCCUCCCCAUCAGAAAAUACUCAGUUGUGCAUCUGCUAGCACUGCCUGACCUCCCACAGCUUAAGGAAGUGGUUUUCUUUUUGCUUGUUUCACAAACAUUCUGUUUCUCUUGCACAUUAUAGAAACUACAACAUAUCCUGUACCCCAUUAUGAUGAGUGGCCUGAUUCUGGAGAAACAAUGGCAAUUGUGUGUCUAGCCAUUGUUCUGGAAUAAUCCACUGCAUGUGAAGUUAAUUUCAUUCAGUGAAAGAAGUCCACUUAAAAAAGAAAAUCAUAUUUUUUGCAUUUGCUAGAGGUAGUGUAUUUUCUCUGUUACCUACUAUGAAUCAUAUCAAUCAUUUGGUCUGUGGCUGGAUUGGAAAGUUGUAUACUUGUGAUUGCUCACAGUGCAGGAGAAUUAAUUCCACCUGGGGUAGUGGUAGUGGUGAGGACUUCUUAAUGACCUAGAUCACUGAGAGUAUUUUGCCUCUUCUGUCAAUAUAUUUAGAUUUUGAUAUUCCUUGGCCAAGUCAGGACUGCUUUUUCAGCAGUAUGGGUUUCAUUUAGAAAGGUGCUACCAACAGCUGCUGCCUGGCUCUGGAACAGUAACUAUAUCUUCUGUUACAGUGUACAGUUACAAUGAGAAGUCAACAAUUUUGACAAAUCACUACUUUUAAGCCUAAAAGGUACCAAGCCUAGUUUAGUACGCUUCCUAUCGUGGGACUCAUACAUCAGUGGAACAGGAGCAUACUUGGGAUUAUACACUAAUGUCAGGUUUUUCUCCAUUGUAUCAAAUAGCGCUGCUUUUAAAGGUCUGUUCUUUAAAUUCUUCUUUUAUACCGAACACAGUAAAACAAGAGUCUAAGGAG